AUACAUUCCCACACCAUCACUCUCUCUCACCAUCACCAUCACCAUCACCAUCAUCAUCUUCUUCUUCUUCUUGUAUAUAUUACAAACCAAGAACAGACCACAUUAAUGGAGGAGGUGGAGAAAGAAAAGGAGAAGAGCAAUAUUCCAUCAAGUAGUGGCCCAAUUGCCAAAAUGCCACUCCCAAAAUCCCCAUCCCUGCAACACCCAGAUGCCCAAACUGGUGCAGAUCAGCGCUUCAACAAUGCCCUCAGAGAAUUGAAGGACUUGCGCUCACAACUCCACACGGCUGCAGACUACUGCGAGGAUGCAUUUCUAAAGGCUGAGCGGAAAAAGAUAAUCUUGGAGAGCACGAAGAGCUAUGUAUGUGACGCGAUUGUAGCGGUGAUCGAUCAUCUAGGGACUGUCUCAUCAAAGCUCGAUGAUCGACUGUGUGACAACACUGAAAUUGUGCAGACCGAACAUAAGAUCGACUCUCUGAAACAGAGGCUUUCGAUAUGCCAACAAAAUGCUGUUGCUGUAGAACUAUCGACUCUCCAAUGGACCGCCAAGUUACCGCAACAUCACAGGCGUUAUGUCUCGCAGUCAGCUCAGAGAACUGAAAGACAAAACAGCUACUCCAGGAAUGAGGAUUUAAUACCUCUCAAGAACCCAUACAAGAAGGAUGACCGAUUAAAGCUAGCAGAUAAUCAGCUGGCAUCUGCCGCUGUUGCCUUUGCCAAACCCCGUAUUCCUCGAUCAAGUUCUGGGAGAAAGGUUGGUAUGGCGCUCGCCGACCGCGAUAGCUCUUCAAUGCUAGCGAAAUCAUUUGGUCUGAAGUUAGAGGAUUUUCAUCUACUGGGAGGUGGACACAAAAAGAAGAAUCUCUUGUCAUUUCUCAGGAUGAGAAAAAGAAAGACAUGAAACCAAGCAUUAUUAGGAGGCCAUGAUGUUUAGAUCUCUUUAUCACAACCUGAGAACCUGCAUUUGCACUAUUUGGACUUGAAUCUUCAAAUGGUUCAAAGAAAGAGAUUGUUUAUGAUGAUCCUUGGAUGCCAACUUAUUAUAUUACCCAUAUGAUGACAUAACCAUGGAAUCUGGCUAUGUAGGAACUAGGAAGUAACAUGAUUGAAUGUAAAAUAUUAGAAAACACAAUGCUCUCAAGCUUUUGGAAUAAUUGGUUAUUUUGUAUUAGAGCAACAAAUCCUGUGUUCGAAUCUUA
Molecule: messenger RNA, 1198 nt
Organism: Ananas comosus (pineapple)
Lineage: Eukaryota; Viridiplantae; Streptophyta; Magnoliopsida; Poales; Bromeliaceae
Product: probable protein ABIL5
Exons: 8
Coding region: 106-900 (264 amino acids)
Source: RefSeq, a predicted model, not a curated record